Molecule: messenger RNA, 1081 nt
Organism: Pelecanus crispus (Dalmatian pelican)
Lineage: Eukaryota; Metazoa; Chordata; Aves; Pelecaniformes; Pelecanidae
Source: RefSeq, a predicted model, not a curated record
GUGCCAGGUACACCAAAUGGAAGAUCCUGCCUCUGUCUACAGUGAAUUAAUGGAUCUAAUUGUAAAACUUGCCAAUCAUGGUUUGAUUCAUGGUGAUUUCAAUGAAUUUAAUCUCAUAUUGGAUAAUGAUGACCGUGUCACUAUGAUUGAUUUCCCUCAGAUGAUAUCAACAUCACAUGCAAAUGCUGAAUGGUAUUUUGACAGAGAUGUUAACUGUGUUAAGGAGUUCUUUAAGAAACGCUUCAACUACGAGAGUGAGCUCUUCCCAGCAUUCAAAGACAUCAGGAGAGAGUGUUCUCUUGACAGAGAGAUUGCUGCCAGCGGCUGUACAAAAGAAAUGCAGGAAGAUAGUGAAUUGCUUUACCCACCAGGUUCUGAUGAGGGUGAUAGUGCAACAGAGGUAUCAGAAUUUGUAGAAGAUGCUGAGAAUAAGCUUGACUACUUCAGCAAAGCUAAAGAAAACAAUGCAGACUUCAUGUAUGAAGUGGGUGAUUUCUCUGAAAGCAGAACCUCUAAUGACUUUGUGUAUAGCAAUGAAGAGGCUGAUACAACUGAAAGUAGUGAAAAUACACAAAGGCUGAAUAUGUCAAAGUUGAGUUCAGCCUUAGAAAAUGUUGAAGGGCGAGCUAUGCUUUGGAAGUCUGGUGAAGAUGCAGAGAAUUCUGCAAUUGCUUUUUCUGAGGGCAAAAGCAUAGCUGAAAAUGCUGCUGGAGUUGAAAAUCAGACAGGUCAAGGCGGGUGCUGUAAUGAUAAGGAGAAUGGAGACAAAGGCCCUGAUCUGGUUCACUUGUCAACUUCAAAUGAGAAAUUCAGGCAUUACAGAAAUGAAGAGAGUAUCAUUCAUAUUGCUGAGCACAGAACAAGGACUAAAAGUACCACAUCAGCCAGAAGUGUUGGGAGCUGUUCAACCAUUCCAGCGGAACUGGUAAAACAGAAGAUAAAACGUCAACUGACCAAACAUCAAAAGUCUGCUCUGAGGCAACGGCUGCAAAAAGGAGAGGCAAAUAUUUAUACUAAACAACGUCGAGAAAAUAUGCACAACAUUAAGUCAAGCUUGGAUGCAGCUAGUUUCUGGGGAUAA